Messenger RNA from Linum trigynum, 1954 nucleotides. Lineage: Eukaryota; Viridiplantae; Streptophyta; Magnoliopsida; Malpighiales; Linaceae. The record is from the annotation of a GenBank genome assembly.
ACCCGGUCGGGUAUUUUAAGUGGUGACCGACGAUUGUUGAAAUGCACCGUCGAGGACAAGGGAUUAAUCCCCGGUCAAGGUCAAGAAUACCCGACCGGGGAUUUAUGCUCAAUGCUCCGCCAUCCCUACAUAUAUCUUCAGCGACAUCACCACCAGCCGGUGCGACACCAUCGCACCUGGGAGUCUCCGGCCAUGCACAAAAGGAGGGAGUUACGAAACUCCUCCCGCAAGUCAUUGUUUCAUCAUUGCCAAGCCUUGGCGUUGCCUCAAUUGUAGCCAUGACCAAUUGUGGCGCUGCAAUAGGUCACGAGGAAGCCAUUUGUCUUCAUGCAUCAAUGCUCUACGAGUGGAAGAAGAAGAAGAAACUGGAAGCAGCACUCGCUGCAGGCAAGCCUAUAGUGGAUUUUGUGUCGGUGGAUUCAGAACCGUUGAGAAUGCACAGGAGGGAGAGCAUGAUCCCGACCUCAUCAUGUCUCGAGCGUAGGCUGGAUGUCAGAGUAGGAAAUUAGGUGUUUGUGGGGAGUUCAUUAAGUGGACUUCAAAUUUUGGAUUCUUUGCAAUAUGAACCUACGUGGAGGUUGGGUUAUGCAGAUGGAUUACGAGGAACGCAUGGGAACUAAAUGGGUUUGGGGAAGUGCUUUCAUUAUGUAUUCAUAUGUAUAUAGGGCGGAGAAAUGCAUGGAAAAUUCCACCCAAAGCAUGGGAAGGAGGAAGGAGACAGAGCUAGUGGUGUUGGGCUCGUUCGGGUGUCGGGACGUAAUUGGAAAUUUCCAAAACGAGGUUUGCGUCGACGAGCAUCUACUCCUUUUGCUAUCGUCAAUACAUGGAGGCGGUUCUUUUUCAUUAAUCCGGGUGGAGAUAGUGCUUGAACUUUGGGGACGAAGUUCUUCGAAGAGAGAGGAUUGAUGCGUAUAGAAUUAUUAUCAUUAUUAUUAUCACUAUUUCUCAUAUUUUGAUUAGUUACUAUAUUUGGUAGUUUUGGGAGGAUAAUUGUGGUAGUCUUAGAGUUGGUUGGGUAGGGAUUCGCUAUGAAUUGGGGGUUGGCGGCUGUUACUUGGCCGAAUGGGGGUAGGGAUUUGUAUUAGGGUUCUGCGGUAUUUCUUAUAUAUAUGUACUAUGUAGUUUUGUUAUAAUCAAUCAAUGAAUAUGUAUUAAAAAAACAAUGUUCCUAUCCUCUUAAUUCUCAAUCUCAGAUUCUCUAAAAGCCUAGGUUGAUUCUCGAUUUACACGAUGAUUGAACUCUCAAUGCAUCAAGAUCACAUAUAUAAGAAGAGUUUUAUAUUGGAACCUGAUCAUGGUUAUAGUAACCCCUCUGUCAUAUAUUUAUAAUUUCAUCUGGUAACAUUGUUGCCGCGUAUUAUUAUUAUCAAAAUAAUAUUCUGUUUUUUUUCUAAAGAAUUAUAAAUUAUUACUUCAUUCUUUACAUUUACAGCAUUUGAACCCAAAAUAUCUAAAGAUGAAGCCUUGGCAUACGACCCCAAAAAUGUCUUAAUAUAAUAUGUCACCAUCCGUUAUAUAUAUAUAUAUAAAAUACUGGUCGGUCAGUUUUAUCCAACAAAUUGUGGUUAAUAAUUAUAAAUAAAAUUUGAUGUCCUCUUUCAAGUAUGUGAAAAAUCUCCAGCUGAUCAUGGUAUAGCCUGUUCCAGCACUCAACAACUUAAGUAACCCAUAAAAGAACAACAAUUCAUAACAAAUUUUACUUAAUUGUCAAGUUCGAGCCUACUUAAACAUAUAUAAUAAAAAAACAAGUAGCCUCAAGAUAAUUAAAAUUGAUUUAUUGAGAAUUGAAACUUAAUUCAAGAGAUUACCGUUAAUAACCCCAUUAUUGGGAUUAUGGAGAUUCAAAUACAACUCCAUUUAAUCACGAUAAGCUAUAAAAACAUAUAAAUAACUAAUUGAUGUGAAUAACUUAGGAUGAUUGAGAGAAAUUUCUGAAUGAAUUUUGAGCAAUUCU